GUGAAUAGGAAAGAGGGAAAUCAGUGGAUCGUGAGGAAGGUGGAAUAGGUGGGGAGAGCAGAAUAAAGAGAGAGAGGUGAAGAAGGUCAUACAAAAGCCAGCUUGAACAAGUGAGUCUUCAGCUGCUUUUUAAAGGAGACCACUGAGUCCACUGAUCUCAGGCUCAGGGGGAGAGAGUUCCAGAGUCUGGGGGCCACAGCAGCAAAUGAUCUGUCACCUUUGGUCUUUAGCCUGGUGCUGCACAACCAGUAGGCUUUGAUCACUGGACCUCAGGAACCUGCUGGGGGUGUAGGGACUAAGAAGAUCACCGAUGUAAGAUGGUGCUUGUCCAUGUAAGGCCCUAUAGACCAGAACCAGGAUCUUGAAACAUGCAGUGUAUUCUAAGUUAUAAACAUGGUGUAAUUUAAAAAUAUGCAUUUGAAAAACUUGAUUGUAGUUCAAAAGGAGCAUCAUUCCUGUCCUAUUUUAUUAUCAUUGCUAUCUUUCUGUUUGAUGAUGUGCUGAACAAACGUGGUUCCACUUUUACAAUCUUUGCAGCCAUAAUAAAGUAUAAACGAACUGAACCGAUCUUUUCUUUUCACCGUUUUUAGACGUUUCUGGUCUUUGUGUUGGAUGAGAAAAUGUAGCAGCCUGUUUGUCUUAAACAUUGAAAUAUCCCUGAAAUAAGCAGUUCUCGUAAGCUUUUGGCCCUUUGGGCAAGCCAGGUUUAGGUGUGUUCAUGCAGCAGCAUCCUGGUCACUAAAUUAGACAGUUUUCACCAAAAUAACAGCCGAGCUGCCAAAGAGCUGCAGAGCUGAGCCACGCUCGCCCCUCUGAGGUCAGCAGUUUGGUGGUUCUUGGACUUCUGUUGGGACUCGGGUGGCUGCUGUCACCAGACUUUCCCAGGAUGACAAAAUGGCCUUGAAUGGUUCAGCUGUCACCAGGGGUGAAGGGGAGGGAGUUGGCUCUGUCCAGCCAGCCAAAACAUCCAACAUUCAGCCGGCCGCAGCUGCUAACGGUGCCCGUUCUGUCAAAAGAGGAUGGAGUUAAAAAUAGAGCUCUACUGUUCUGGGAGUCUAAUCAGCAAGACAAGAGAGGAGUUAAGGAAUCUGGCUCUUCAACACUUCUGCAACGGUCCUUCUAAGAGGCAGAACUGCCUGAUCCUCUCCCCUUUUAUAUUUUCACACACCCAUCAGCUGGCUCCAUGACGGGACGGGGAGGAACGUAACCGGGCAGGCUGUGGGAGUGACAGAGGGAAGGAGGGACGUUGCAGAGCUAUGCUGUUGCUCUCUGCCAUUCCCUUCAUGACCUGAAGACCUGAAACAAGAGAGAGAAACAGACACCAGAGCUUCAGAUGGAUUCCGGCAUCAACUUUUGAGAAUCAAGAGGAUAAAAGUAGACAAAUAUCUUUGUUUUUAAGACUUUUACAGGAUAACUUGAUUGUUUAAAUCUGAAAUCUGUGGAUACUGAAGCAGAAGUUCCCAUAAGAUGAGGGCUAAAGGCAGCGGCGUGGAGAGCCCAGCUGACGGGGUUCUCGUGGUUCCACCGGGCGACCGCGACAUAAACCAAGAUCAGGACGUGGGUCUGUCGGUGAAGAGCCUGAAGAGCAAAGUUCAGCUGAAGGAAGGUGAGGAAGAGGAGGAGGUGAUCUCUGAUAAGGAGAAGCUGCUGUUAGAUUCCACAGAGGCUGGAGAUAAACGCGGGAACAUCAUGGACCUGUCCAAAGAGGACCUGCUGAAACUGCUGGGAAUCAUGGAAGGAGAGGUUCAGGCCAGAGAAGAUGUAAUCUGCAUGUUGAAGACCCAGCAGACUCCUCCAGAAGUCUUUGAGUCCCAGUAUGGCUGUGUGGCCCCUGGUUCGGCCCUCAAAGCUCUGCAGAGGGACAGCUUCAUCACCGGCGCUCAGCGGAGCAACAAAAGCGUUUACCAAUCACCUAUGAUUGAGCUGAAGCAUCUGCAGGAGAAGCACGCGGAGACGUACCGGCGGAUGCUGGGACAGCUGCUGCUCUCUGAAAAGUGCCACCGCCACACGGUCCUCGAGCUGGAGACGGAGAAACGCAAACACGCCGACUACAUGAACAAAAGCGACGACUUCACCAACCUCCUGGAGCAGGAGAGGGAAAGACUGAAGAGGUUGCUUGAGAACGAGAAAGCCUACCAAGUACGAAAGGAGAAGGAGCACUCGACACGUCUGGCCAAGGUGCGAGAGGAGCUGGUCAAACUCAAGUCUUUUGCCUUGAUGUUGGUCACCGAGCGCCAGCAGCAUCUGGAGCAAAUGGAUCAGCAGAGUCACCGUGUCCAAGAGCUCAGCGUCCAGCUCCAGCAGCAGGACCAGGCCCUGAAUGAAGCCAGAGAGCAUGCUCAGGAAGAAGGUCAAAGGGUGCAGAGUCUGCAGACCGAGCUUAAGGAGAAAUCCAGUAAGCUCUCCCAGCAACAUGAAGAGAUGAGCACCAAACUGUCCACUCAGGAGCUUCAAAACCGCCAACUCAGUGCCAACAUUUUGGAGCUCACACACAAAGUGGAGGAACUAGAGGAGAGCAAUGGGGCCUUGAGAAAAUCUGAGGAGGAAAUUCAGGAAUUAAGAGAAAAGAUCAGCAACGGGGACUGUGGUAGCUCUAACUUGAUUGCAGAACUGGAGAACCUGAGGAAGCGAGUGCUUGAGAUGGAAGGAAAGGAUGAAGAGAUUUCCAAGACAGAGAAUCAAUGUAGGGAGCUAAGGAAGAGGCUGGAAGAGGAGAACGUCAAGAGCAAAGCCCUCAGGCUGGAAGUAGAAAGGCUCCAGAAAAGAAUGACGGAGAUGGAGACAGUCGAGGAAGCGUUCAGCGUUAGCAAAGCCGAGUGUGCACAGUUACACACCGCCCUGGAAAGAGAGAAGAUCCUGACCAAAGAGCUUUCUGAUGAAGUAAUAGAUCUCAAGAUCCGUAUGAAAGAGCUUGAGUCUUCAGAACUCAAAUUGGAAAAGUCUGAGUUAAGCCUCAAAGAUGACCUGAGGAAGCUCAAGUCAUUGACAGUUGCUUUGAUGGAUGAGAGAAAGACGCUGAUAGAAACCGUCAAGUCUGAUGAAAAGAAAGUAGAAGACUUGAGCAAGACGGUCAAACUUGAGCAGGCCAGGGUCAUGGAGGUGACUGAAAAACUGAUAGAAGAAAGCAAAAAGCUCCUAAAACUAAAAUCCGAAAUGGAAACCAAAGUGGAGACAUUAACUGUGGAGAAAGGGGAGCUCAGCACUAAGCUAGCUUACGAAACGGACAAAACGGAAGAUCUUAACUUCAGGAUCAGCCAAAUGAAAAAGAAGUUGGAUGGGUUUGAGCAGGCAGAUAACCUACCUGUGAGGAAUUCAGUGCUCAGCGAUUUGGGUAGAAUGCCCGAUCCCAACAGGAAAGAGGACAACAAAGUCAAAGAGCUGUCGUUUGAAAUAGAGCGCCUGAAAAACCGCCUGAAACAACUGGAAGUAGUGGAGGGAGACUUGAUGAAGACGGAGGACCAGUACGACGUGCUGGAAAAGAAGUUCAUGACUGAACAGGAGAAAGCUAGUGUUCUCUCCCAGCAGGUGGAGGAAAUGAAGAGUCAGAUUGCACGAAACAAAGCCAUCGAGAAAGGAGAGGAGGAAAGCCGGGAGGAAGAUCUUCGACAGCAAUGCAAGAGAGAGGAGAACAGAACCAGGGAGCUGCAAGCGGACGUCCUAGCCCUCAAGGAGAAGAUUCAUGAGCUAAUGCACAAAGAAGACCAACUUUCUCAGCUCCAAGUGGACUACUCUAUCCUGCAGCAGAGAUUCUUGGAAGAAGAAGAGAAGGCCAAGAACAUGGGCACUGAAGUUUUCCAUCUCGGCAAAGAGCUAGAGAUAGCAAAGCGUCAAAGUCGAGCGUUACGGCCUAGCCUAAACGGCAGGAGAAUGGUGGACGCAGCUGUCACAUCCACUGCAGUACAGACGGAGCCGUCAUCCACUGAACUGACAGAGGAGGAAACACCAGCCGUGUUCAUCAGGAAGUCUGUUCAAGAGGAGAAUCACAUCAUGAACAAUUUCCGACAGAAAUGUCUGAAGAAGCCGGCUGAAAAAAGCAGUCCUGUUUCUUCGUCUAGCAGCGACUUGGGUAUCAAGAAAUCCUGGAUUCCCUGGAUGAGGAAAAAGGAUGCGGCUCCUCCAGAAACCAGUCUAGAAAAGCCUCUGCACAUCAACGGGGGACAUUUGCCCUCUAAACCAACCAUGCCUCAAAACCAAGGGCCGCCUUUACACAUCCGGGAUGCACCAGAUCAUCAAAACAAUGUAGCUACUCUUGACAUCAGUAGUCCAACUUCUGAGGAUGCUUUCUCGAGCUCUGCUCCCCUCAGCCCCAACCCAUCUCAACCUAAAUCCAGAAUCACCAUCAUUCCCACUUGUUCUGUCCCAACCACCAAAAGAAGAACUCCUACUGGACCCCAGGUUCUUCAAAGAGCCAAGUCUCCAGUCACCAUCACAACAAUAUCCAGAGCCAAGUCUCCAGACAACAGCCGGCCUUUGUCCUCUUCCUCAGGAAGGCCGCUUUCCCCAGUUUCUAUCGUGACAAUGAGUAAUGCUGUAGUACCUGAAGGGUCUUCCUCCAGAGAGCCCCAGGAGUUGACCAUGGGCCGGGCUGUGUUCAGGGUUACCCCUGAGAAACAGAUGGUUCCAGUGCCUGUUCGAAAGGGCCAAAGCAAUGGUAGUAUCAUCACCACCACGGACGAUAACAAAAUCCACAUUCACCUCGGCAACAGCGUCGCCUCAAAGAUGGUGGUCCGACCGGUCGCUAAUGCAACCGAAGGCAAAGAACUGACCCUAUCAACUGGGACGGUUUUACGUUCACCCCGUCAAGUAACUACCACCACGACCAGGAGCAUGCAGACAAAAGUGUCAAGUAGUAUUACAAUAUCUACAGUGACGUCUACGACUUCGAGAUCCCCCCAAAGUUUGAUUGGACACGAUUCCCAGCCAACUCGUACAGGAGUUACCCGCAUUCCAAUGUCCAAGAGCCUGAAGACAGGGAAAGCUGCUUCCCCUGGAAUUUCAAGUGGAGUGAAGCUGGAGUCUCGGACGGAAAGUCAGUCCGUGCGGAUCGAGGUUAAGAAAUCCACUGUGAACAGCAACACUUAAAAAACGCAGGCAGAGUUUGAAAUAACAGCAGCCAAACUACAGCAGCUCAGUAAAAUCGUACAUGAUGAUGGUUGGAAUGAGAACUAGCUUUUGAUUCUAUGCAUAGAAACAUCGUUUUUGCUUGUUUGUCUCGUGUGAUUCUUCCUUUUGGACGGAAACAGGAUGGAAAUAAUUUUCAGCACUUGGGUUAAAUAUUAUAUCUGACAGCGAACUGAUUAACCUUUACUUGCUUUAACUGCUGGUUGUCACACAUAAAAAUUUAAAAUGUUUUGUAAGGACUCUUCAUAACAAGGAAAUACUAUUAUGCAUAAAUUAUGUGUUUGUUUGAACUUUUGUGGGUUUGCUGUAAAUAAUUUUUACUGAGAAGUAUUUUAAAUAAAUGUUGGAUCAGAA
Molecule: messenger RNA, 5475 nt
Organism: Nothobranchius furzeri (turquoise killifish)
Lineage: Eukaryota; Metazoa; Chordata; Actinopteri; Cyprinodontiformes; Nothobranchiidae
Product: filamin-A-interacting protein 1
Source: RefSeq, a predicted model, not a curated record